This is a messenger RNA of Pangasianodon hypophthalmus (striped catfish), 8709 nucleotides long. RefSeq names its product fibroblast growth factor receptor substrate 3 (gene frs3). The coding region runs from base 755 to 2605 and encodes 616 amino acids. Gene Ontology annotation, cellular component: cytoplasm. The transcript has 8 exons. NCBI's taxonomy places the organism in Eukaryota, Metazoa, Chordata, Actinopteri, Siluriformes, Pangasiidae. The record is from RefSeq and is a predicted model, not a curated record. Gene Ontology annotation, biological process: cell surface receptor protein tyrosine kinase signaling pathway.
UUUUGUUCCACCUGUGUAAAUCUGAAAGAAAGAAAAAAAAAGAAAUAAAACAUUUGACUAACAGGCUGGGUGGUGAAAGAUGUCUGGGAGCAUGCAGCGUGUGAAAGGGCGGGAUGUUGUGUUCAGUGUUUGGAGUGUGUUUAAUGGAGCAGUGUGUGUAGGUAGGUGGCCGCGCGGAUGGUAAGCGGUUGGCGGCGCGUCAUCAUGUGCCGGUGAGCGCGCGCUCCGCCUCAGCUGGUCCUCCAGCGUCUCUACCUUCUUGCCGCUCCAUCAGCCCUCGUUGGCUGGCUGAACUCUCACCCCGGCGCUCGGCAAAUGUCAAAGAGAGGCCCGUGCCGCAGCAAGGGGGCGUUGAGGGGGAAAAACAACUGCCUUUCUAAUCUUUUCUAUCAACCCAGUUUUUUUUAAAAUCAUAAAAAAUAAAUAAAUAAUAAUAAUUAAAAAAAAAAAAACAAAAACAGCUCACUGGAAGGAUUAUUGUAAGUGACGGAAGCGAGGGACAGCCAGCCAGCCAGCCAGCCAGCAGCCCGCCUCCUGUGUGCAGCACCGCGGACCCGCACCGCAGCUCCAUCGCUCUCGUUCCGCGCUCUGCUCGCUGCCAGACAUGAGAUAUGAAAGGUUUGUGCACUGGGACCUGCUGCUCAUACCAGCACACCCCUGUUCCACCAUGACCCCCAGCAGAGAAUUCUGGGAUUGACGGUAGCAUCACUCCCACUGAUGGCCUGCACCAGGUUUCAGCUAACCUGCUGAAGCUAUGGGGAGCUGUUGGAGCUGUCUAUACAGAGACGCCAUUCAAGACAACCACCCCACCAAAUUCAAGGUGACAAAUGUGGAUGAUGAAGGGAACGAGCUGGGAUCGGGGACUAUGGAGCUCACCCAAACCGAGCUCAUUCUGCACACACGAAAGCGUGAUGCCAUCCGGUGGCCGUACCUCUGUCUGCGCCGUUACGGAUACGAUUCCAACCUGUUCUCCUUCGAGAGCGGGAGGCGCUGUCAGACAGGACAGGGGAUCUUCGCAUUUAAGUGCUCUCGGGCAGAAGAGAUCUUUAACCUGCUGCAGGAGCUGAUGCAGUGCAACAGCAUUAAUGUGGUGGAGGAGCCCAUGAUCAUGACCCGGCCUGGCCACACUCCGGAAAUGGAGAUGCCUCGAACCCCUCAAACACCCAACACUCCUGGGUUCCCAGUGCAGACGUUUCCUAAUGGAUACCCGGGGUACCCUAUAAGCGCAGACUCAUCACAGCCCUCCCUUACCGAUGACCACAGACACAGCCUCAUGGGGAUGGACGACCAGACACAUACGUAUGUGAACACGGUCAGUAUGGAGAGUGAGCUUUCGAGCCGACACUGUGUACGAUCCCUGCCCGAGGUUCGGCCCCCUGCCUUCACCGAGGCAUCCACCAAACCCAGCCAACCCAGCAUGCACUGCUGCGGCAUGGACGACUCUCAUAAGGACCCUCAGCUCUUCCUCCAGCCAGGGGCUCAGGAGGUGAAGUUCAUGCUGGGGCCGACGCCGGCACAGCGCCACCUGCUGGAGCGAGACAGAGACCGGCACUCCUCUCACCCUCUCCGAGCACCCGAUGGCAGCUCAGAAACCGAGGGAGACGAGGCUCCGCCCCUUCACAUGUGCAACACACAUUCCUACCACCAUUACCACCAUCAUAUGCACCGGCACUCCAGCAUGGAGCCUUGCCCGGGAAGCCAGCUAACAUAUGAGAACAUUAAUGGUCUUCGAGGGCCACGCAGGCAGAGGCUGAGCCCCAGCAGUGCCUCCCAGUCGCAGUCUGUGGGCUCGAGCAGCAGCAGCAGCACAGCUGGAGAAACACACCCACAUACACACCCACACUCUCUGCCACUCUCCCAUACACAUGCCUCGGCAUUGCCGCCGCAGGGCUACAGCGGGGGUCAUCGCCGCUCUGCGCUGCUCAACUACGAGAACCUUCCGUCACUGCCACCAGUGUGGGAGUACCGUGCUCUUCAGCGUGAUGAAGAAGAGGAGCAGGAUGAAGAUGAGGAAGAUGAUGAGUAUGAGGAGGAAGAGGAGGAGGACUUUGAUGAGUAUGAAUACUCAGAGGGGCCAGGAACCCCGAAUGGAUAUCAUCAGGAAAGUGGUGGCAGUGGUGGGAUUCAUCGCGAUGCUCUGCAGAACUACGUCAACACAGAACAGAUUCAGCCUCCCACCCAUCUGCAUCACGGAUGCCCUCCUCAUCCUCAGCCCUCUGAGAGGGGCGGCCGAGUUUUCAGUUUUGAUUUCCGCCGGCAUCGGGCGGGGCGUGGCACAGUUGGCAGUGCAGCCUGCGAGCAGCAUGGCCGCCACCUGCCCCCUCCACCCUCUCGCCAGCUCAACUACAUCCAGGUGGACUUGGAGGCUGGAGCCUCGAGUUGCCCAGGACACGGAGGGGGCAGCACUCAAGUGCCACAGAGACCGCCUCCAAUGAAGCGUGGCAUGGCUGCUGCCCCAGUAAUGCCUCCCUCCCGCCGUGGUGAAUGUUAUGCUGUGAUCGACCUGCAGAAAACCGCAGCCAUGUCCAAUCUGCAGAAAGCCCUGCCUCGUGAUGAUGGCACGUCCCGAAAGACCCGCCACAACAGCACCGACCUGCCUCUGUGAGACAAAAUGAGUGAUAAAGACUGAAGGAAAAAAAGAAUGCUAUGGGUAAGAGUAGAAAACAAAGGAGCUCUGUGGUGUUACUACCCUCUCACCAUUUAGUUGGAGUUUCCAUCCUCACACUCAUAUUUUCAACACAUUUGCACUUAUGCCAGCUACUUCUUGUGGACAAUAAGGCGGAAAUGAAUAUACCAGCUGUACGUUAUAUAAAUUCAUGCAAUUUUUAAAGGUGGCCCAUAACUGAUUUGGUGUCCAGUGACCAUCAAAUUGUAAUCAAGCCCCUCCUUCUAAACUGAGCCUCAGAGUUAUACCUUUACAGGUUUACAAGAAAAGUGUUUAAAAUAAUCUAAAAGGAAAUGUUUGAAUUCCGGAUCACAUCUGAAGCUGCUCUGUAAACAGCUGUAUUUUCAGCUUAGGUAAUACAGAGUACUACAUGUUUAAAAGCUUAUUUAUUCACAACACUUUUACUCAUUCAUCUAGUCUAUCAUUAAAUUUUAUAGUAUGUUACAUUAUAGAGCAUAAAACUUUAACUUUUUUUGUUUUAAAUUAAACAUUCAAUACAUUUAAUUUAACAUAAUCUACACUUUGAAAGUUCUUUGUGUCUGAAAGUACAGAUUAGGAAAUAGUAAAAGACAUUACAGUCUAAGAGAUUACAGUCUUACUGCUGUUCCCACAACCCCAAAGUAAUCACUCAUAGGUGAUUCACAUUCAAGUGUUAAUGAAGUGCAAAUCCAAGACUAUGUAUUUAUGUAAAUCUAUGUUUUGGAAAAACUGUGCAAAGCAUCAUAGCCAUGCAUAUGCAGAAGGAAGGACUUUCAUUAUUUUUUUAUAAAAAAAAAAAAGUCAUUCCAUGAGCCUUGAUUAGGCAAACCUUAUUUAUAUUAAUUUAUUUAAUUUUAUUAUGCAUAUUUAUGCAUUUAUGGAUUUGUUUAAUUUUGUUAUUUGACUCUUAUAAGUAAGAGUAGAUAACAUAUAUGUCAAUGAGAUUAAUUGUCUUCUAAAGAUAGCGUAGGCGAUGACGAAGACGAUAGAAUCCAGCUUUGUUACAUGUCAUGUCACUGUUACAUUGUAUUUAUAACUGCAGUUUCAUAUGGAAUAAUUCUAUUUUAAGGACAUAUUGUGCCAAACAGAUGAAUAUAAUACUGAAUAUAAUCAUGUGCCAAUGGUGUAUAUGGAGUUUGAGGGCUAACUAUCUACAACAGCUGAAAAUAAAAUACAGCUGAACUCACUACACAAAAAUGAUAAGCUAUCCAGGGCUAAAAUGUUGAUGAUUUAGACAUUGCCUCCCAUUUAUACAUGCCAAUUCAGGAUUUUCAGUUUUUACUGCAUUUAUUGACUUUAUUGAAUCUGGAUGUUUUGUUGUUAGUGGCAGAAUUCCAGUCAGGGCUCAUGUUUGUCUGUUCCACCUAUAGUAACAGGUAGCCUACUAUACAUGUUGCCUUGCAGUUACACUAUACUGUGAAAAAGACUAAUAUGAAUGAUGGCUCAAAUUCUGCAAUUACCAGAUGUUCAUAUAUAUGAAGAUUACAGCACCAAGAAUUUUGUUAGGAAGGUUUUCUGCACAAAGAAUAAGACUAAUCCAAAAGUAAAAAGGCUUUUCAAUUGAGAUUCUGACUUUACUAUAAGAUUAGGGUUAAUCUGUGUUGGGGGAAAAAAGGGCCAUAAAAUAUUUACUUGUUUUAUUCAAGUCAUUGGUCUUUACUUCCUGAUAAAUUCUUUCCACCAAUUUUUCAAAAUUUCAUUUUGUCAUAAGAACUGUGUAUAACUGUAGUAUAGUUACACAUUUCAUAAACGUGCAAAUGUACCACAGUUUUAUAUAUAAUUAUUUCCACCUUCAAAAAAACAGUGAGUAAGUGUUCUGUACUUCAUAUAACUGAACCAUAACCAUUAUUUAUCCCAUUUAAAUAUUAUGAUUAUAGACAUAGCCCAAAAAUACACUUACCACUCAGCUAUGAAAGUGCUAGGUAUGUAUAUGAAACUUUGGAAAAUAGGUGGAAACAUUUUUUUGUUUGUUUAGCUGGGUGGGGAUGUAGACGCAGUGCUUCACAUUGGAAUUGGCAGCCAUGCUGAACUGAGAGCAGAGCCACAUGGAGCGUCAUUACCAAAUUCUUUCCGACUUUGAUCUAUUUACAGUUUUUUUUGUUGAUGCAUUUGUCAAAACAAUGUUCUCCUGGACCAAUGAGAGGAAAUAGGUAAACCUCAUUAGCCUUGUGUUACAAAUUUGUCCUAAAUUUCCAGUACUUAAAAUGAAGUAUUCUGAUUUUUAAUUCAGAAUUACUUUCCUGAGAAACAUUCCCACAGCUUUAGUUAUUCGAGCUCAAAGCGAUUGUUCUUCAUAGAGCCUUGCAUUUCGCUCCAGUAUGGCUGUUAGUGGGGUCAAGCCAAACAAAAUCAACAUGUAAUAUACACUCACACAGGUACAUUGCAGUGUUUGUGAUGUACUCUAAGAAUGCGAUGAUAAACUAUUUGGACACUUUUGAACACUUUUAAGAGAGUCAAUCUAGUUUUAACAUCUAUAUUUUUGGUAUUGUUGUGUGAAAAAACAUUUUGCAAUAACAGCUACUGGGGUCAUAUCAGUGUUUGUCUAAGUUGUGAAAAAUGAUGAUCUGUGUGUGGGGUACGAAGAGAUUUCAUCACCUUUCAAAGAGGUCUUAAUCAGCACUGGCUUUGCUGUCUUUCUCAGGCCUUGAUACACAUGUGCUGUUGGGUGUAAUCCAGGCAUUGCGGGGAAGGGGGAGUUGUAUUUGUAUUAAAUGUGACAUAUGUGGGAUCAUAGAUAACCUAAUUGUGCCAUAAAAAAGUAUGAAUUGUUAUUAAAUUGUGAGGAAAAUUAAGGUACACUAGGAAACCUUAGAAUCUUGUGUUUAUGUUGAUUGUGUGAGACCUCUUUGGAUUGUGAAUGUUUUUAUUUUCCAUUUUUAACAUAAUUUUUUAUUCCAUCAGGGUCAAUGAAGUAGCUCUUCGCUGUGAAUUUCAUAUAUUAUGGGUUACACUUUAGACCCAGGCUAGUUGCACUGACAAUAGAAAUAGGACAACAAUAAUACUGAAUUACUGCAUAUUGAAUCCCACUGUAAAAAAAAAAAAAAAAAAAGAAAAAAAGAAAAAAAAAGGAUAUGUUUUCAAAUUUUACAAAGAAAGGCUGAAUGUUCAUUUAGCAUUUACAGGUGUCUUAAUUGCAAUCUUUGUUUAGACUUUCCUUGUUGACUUGUUUUCGUCAAAACAACUAUGUACCUCUCCAUUAAUGCAAUGUCAUAAAUGGGAUUUGCAUAUAAUUCUAUUUUCAUCCAAGCCUGAGAUAAAUUUUCAGCUGAAGGUAAUUUUGAAGGAAAUCUAACUGAAAACUGAAUGACUUACUGGCAGUCUGGCUUCAUAUUUUGUCUUAAUAAGGCUUAGGCAGAGCUCACUGACUGUGAUGUCCUGCGCAUUAAUGUGAAUGAGUGCCAAAUGUGUCUGAGUAAGAGCGAUCGAGAGCGGCUCAUGCAUGGACUCUUUAGUGGAGCUUGCUGGGCUCAAAGCUCUGUGAACAGUCUUACUCUCUGUAUGAAUGUAAUACACAGAGACGGACUCGUAAAACGCCCAGAUCAGGCGAUUUACACUUGAUGUUUCUAUCCUCACUGAUAAAAAAAAAGUGUUACUGUUUUGUCUUGAAAAUUCGAUUUUUUCCAGUUGGUUUCUUUGUAUACAGUAUUUACAUUUUCUUGUAAGUAUGUAUUUCUGUGUGCGUACAUAACAUAUAUAUGGGUAUGCGGUGGCAGUCAGCUUCUCCUGUGUUUGUUUACACAACACACUACUUUUUGCCACAGCUGUUGAACUGUAGGAAGAACCGUCCGAGCACCGGAAUUCAUUUCGUUAGAUGGACAAUGCAUUGUCGUCUCUGUCCACAGAGAUGAGAUCUUCAGUAGUCUGACGUAGUUGCAGUCCCAACCCUUCCCUCCUCCUUACAAUGCAGAGCAGGCAUGCCCCAUAUUGAAUGUUAUUUUCAGUCGUAUAAACCUUUGAAGAGAAAGGCUUGUACAAUAAAAUGAAUGUGAUUCAAUGUAAUGUCAAUAUUAAAACUGGAACUGUAAAGAAACGCUUGUGCUGAUGAGUCAUUUUAAGAGUCACUUCAAGAAACUGGAUCACAACAGUGUGUUUUCGAUCUUGUGUCCUGUUUAAUUCAAGAAACCAUAUUCAGUCGUUGUCCUCAAACAGUGUCAUAUGCUAUUAAUAGAACAGCCUUAAAGGUUUGAAAGGUUUGUCGUUUAACCCUUAUGCUCUGUUCACUACAUAGCAAUAGAUGUACAGCAGAUGCAGCAAAAAGUAAACGUGUCCUUUUUCAUGUUAAGUAGGGAAAAUGAGCCAUAACUUUUCAUGUUGGGAAAAAGAAAACAUUUUUAUUAUAGUUCCACUUUAAGUAGAAAUUUAAAACAGGUCAUUUUGACCCAAACAUGGCACAAGGCUUAACUGUAAUUUUGCAGAAAACUUUACAGAAAGAUUAGUAGGUUCUUUUAUUGGGUUUCCCUGGUAGAAAAAAUUGUUAGCCCUCACUUCUUCACCAAGUGCUGCUGCCAGAGCCGAUGCCUUUCCACACUUUUCCACUGCAACAAAGCAGUGAUUUUGAUUUUCUGCACUGAAAUACUUCUCAUCAUCACACCUUUGAAGUUUUAUAGAACUUAGCAGCAGAAGCUUUCAGAGAGUCGCAGUUAUUAAGAGGAUGUCACAGUAUCAAGUAUCGGCUGAUAGAAUUCAGUAUCACACCAAAAACCGGUGCAAAUGCAACAACAUCAUAUACUAUUUUUUCAUAGAGUUAAUAAAGGCCUAUAUUGUUGCCUUAAGGUCCACCUUUUCAGAAAACAGAGCAUUCUCCUGAGAAAUAAGUAGAGUGUGAUAUCGGUCCUCUCUAAUAAUUAUCUGCCGAACCACUGCAGGCUGUAUGUAAACUGAGGCACUGAUCUGAGGUGAGUAUCUGUUAAUGUAAUGCAGAACUGUUAUGUGCAUCUGCUUCAUACACUGAGAUAAUCUAAUCAGAUACGUCAAUGCAUGCGAUAUGCAACUGUGCUUUACUUCAUCUAGUCUGUUUUUUGUUGUCUUUAAAUUUGGUUAGAGAAGACUCGAAUUUAGCAUUUAAUUCUCAGACAGAGUCUUCUUAACAGUUCACCACAUGUAUAUGGUAUAUCUGAAAGCUUUUACAUUGAGAGUUCUGAUGCCUUCCACUAAAAGCAAUUAAAAACCACCUCAUGAAUUUCUGGAAUUUAUUGCAAAAGUUUUUACAAGGUCUCAAGUUCAAUCCUGUGCUUGGAUUACUGUCUGUGUGACAUUUCACAUCUUCUUCCUGUGUCUGAGUAAGCUUCUCCAAGUUCCUCCCACUUUCUAAAAACAUGCCAGCAGGUAAAUUGGCAAAGUGUUUGGCAAAUUGCUCCUAGUUGUGAGUGAGUGAGUGAAUUUGUGUGUGGUGUCCUGAAAUGGACUGGUGUCCCAUUCAGGGUGUAACCCCACCUCACGCCCCGUGUUCCUGAGAUAGGCUCCAUAUCCACCACAAUUCACCAUGACCCUGACCAGGAUGAAGAGUUUAGUAAAGAUUAAUGAAUUAAAUUAUCAUUACUUAAGUGUAUAACUUUAUGUAAUAAUUUCCAAAGCUGACAUGUUAUAACAUGACAUAUAAUGCUAGUUGAACCUGUUACUGCUUAGUGGGAAAAAUCUCAUCACUUUUUCUAAACCCAGUGACACUGUUACUAUCAGGUUCAGGAUAUUAUAUAUAAUUUCAGUAUAUUAUUAUACUAUCAGUAUAAUAAUAAUUUUCUUUUGUAAGGAUGAGUGUAGGUUUUCAUAAAUGUAUAUGAACAUUUUUAGACACUUGCUUGAAAAAGGAUGAUAGUAUGGCCUCAGUAUCCUCAGAAAGAGAAUCAGGGUUGUGGUGGAGCCUGAUUUUAAUCCGGGAACACUGGGUGUGAGGUGGGAAUACACCCUGGAUGGGAAGCCAGUCCAUGACAGGGCAUCUUGCACACACACAUUCACACUCAUUUACACCUUGGGUUUAAUUUAGCUUAGCCAGUCUGCCUACUGGCAUGGGUUGAGAGGUGGGAGGAAAACAAAGCGCCUGAAGGAAACCAACACAGACACAGCGAGAA